Molecule: messenger RNA, 1071 nt
Organism: Trypanosoma grayi
Lineage: Eukaryota; Euglenozoa; Kinetoplastea; Trypanosomatida; Trypanosomatidae
Product: malate dehydrogenase (quinone)
Exons: 1
Coding region: 1-1071 (356 amino acids)
Molecular function (GO): protein binding
Source: RefSeq, a predicted model, not a curated record
AUGGAGGCCCAGAAUCCUGCAGUGAGGCCCUUCAAGUAUGUCCUUGUCCCUGCCGAUGACACCAAGGUACCAACCGAGAUAACGUUCUCUGGCGGCACUGACGAGGGGCUCCGUGCGUCGAUUCAGCAGUACUUCCGCAGACAACUCCUCUCACAGGACCAGAAGAACGAAAUGGCAAAACAUCUCGCUGAAAAAGCGAAGGAGGGUGAAAAGAAGGCGGAAGGCCAGACAACAGCCACGAGUGAGCAGCAGAACGAGAUGAUUGCGGAUUACCUCGAGCAGACAUCCUUUGAGAUUGUCCCGCUUCUCAUGCCAGGUCGUGGGAAUAAGUUCAUCGGCACCUCACUCUACAUUGACGACAGUGGCCGGUUUAAGGAUCUCUUACUCAACUCACGCGCGAGUAAGAUUGCCCAGCGCGACAUACGCGGCGACGCAUUCCUCUUGUGCAACCACGAUGACCCCGCUCUCGACGAGUGGAGCCGCGUCGACUGUACCCUCGCCCACUACGAAACACUCCUCGCUGACCCUCCCAUGACAAACUAUGACUCCUCCAAUCGCGCACAAAUGGCCUCUGCAGCGAUGCUGCGGGAGAAUGACACAAAACGCAUCAGCGAGGAGGAUGUGGUCAAGGCGAAGAAGGCCAAGGAGAACGGUAACGCCUUCUUUACAGCCGGUGACCUCAACGCGGCUGUGCUGGCGUACGCGGAGACCAUUGACCUCACAGAGGGGCGCCGCGAUCUGCUGCCCAACGAGGUGGAGGCAACUGCACUGCGAGUAUCAGCACUACUCAACCGCAGCCUCUGCCUGCAUCGUCUUGGAAAGAACGACGAUGCCGCGAAAGACGCCCGGGCGGCCAUCCACCUCGACGCAAAGAACGUGAAGGCGCAUCACCGACUGGCGGUGGCGCUCUGCAGUGGACGUGACUACGACGCCGCCUCUGUGGCACUCGAUGCAUGUGAGUCGCUUGGUGGGGCGACCACCGACACCGCAGCCGUUCGCCAAUCUAUCACAGAGGGGCGCAAGCGGCUUUUGCAAGAACAAAAACAGAAAUAUUCAAAGCUAUUCGCAUAA